UAAACUGCAUGCCCUUGAAGUUCUAACACUGUUGCUGGAAACUGAACUCAGACCCUCAAUGAUGUGUUCUAUUAUAAUUUUAAUUUUUUCUCCAUACUUUCUGUGAUGCUCUAGUUUUUCUUCAUUUUGAAAUUGUGGACUAGCUGUUCAAAGUCAUGGAUUCAAGUAUUGCCACUCAGAAUAAUUACACGACCACAAAAUGUUCUUCUAAGCAAGCCGGGGUUGAUGGGGAAGACAUAAUUAGCAAGUUACAUGAAAGCAUUCUUGGUCAUAUCCUGUGUUUCCUUCCAACUAUGGAAGCCGUUCACACUAGUGUGUUAUCAACAAGGUGGAUUCAUGUUUGGAAAUCCAUCACUGGUCUACAAUUUAAUGAUAGUUUGCUUUGUUUUGGGAAGAAGAUGCAAAAAGAACAGUUUGUGUAUUUUGUGGAGAGUGUGCUUCUUCACCUUGCCAAUUCAAGUAUCAAAAGUUUCACUCUUUGUUUAACAUGUUAUCAUUAUGAUUCAUCUCAGAUUAGUGCAUGGAUCUCCACUAUCUUGAAAAGGGGUGUCCAGAAGCUUCAUAUUCAGUAUCCUGAUGAGGUCCUAAUCUCUUCCCAUUCCCUCUUUAGAUGCAACUCUUUAGUACAAUUGGUGCUUCAAAUGAGAUGUAAUCUUAGUGUUCCUAUCUUUGCUUGUCUUCCAAAUAUUCAAAAUCUUAACAUUUCUGGGAUUAGGUUAGUGAGUGAACCCUCCAAUUAUUCAGAAGAUCUAAUUCUUAGUUUCCCAGUUCUCAAAGUGUUUGAAUCUAGAGGAUGUGAGUGGGUAACAAAGCAGAACAUUAGCAUACACGCACCUCUGCUUGAAAGGUUUUCCAUAGCUAUUUGGAACUCAAUAUCAAAAGAAUCAUGUAAAUCUGCCAUCAAGAUUUUUGCUCCCCAUUUAACAGAUUUCUCUUAUGAGGGUGAUCUUGAGCAAGAUAUCAUUCUAUUGAAUUCAUCAUCAAUUUGCAGUGCUUCUGUUCUGAUUGUUGUUGAUGACGACAAAAUGGGCAAAAUGGAAAAACUUGGGAUUCAAGUACACAAUCUUCUUAUACAAAUCCGUGAAGUGGAGCGAUUGAAAUUAUUGUUUUACAAGGCUUUGUUGCAUGCUAAAGAUAUUUUCACCCAUGUACCUGCUUUUGGGAGGUUGACUUAUCUGCAACUUAACGAGGUUACUGGUGAAGCUCUAAUGAACAUACUCCACAAUUCCCCAAUUCUUAAUACUCUUGUUUUACAGAAUGGAGUAUCUGAAUUAAACAAAGAUGUGUUGACUUCUGCAUCAGUGCCUCAGUGCUUUGUGUCUAGCCUCAAAGUUUUUCAGUUUAAAGGAUUUAAUGUGCACGAGAAUGAGCUUCUUCUGGCAAAAUUUGUGAUAGCAAAUGCAGCAGUGUUGGAACAAAUGACUAUAUAUACAGCUUUUUGGUUGAGAUAUUCAGAUAUUGACCUGGAGAAAGUUAAGGAUCAGAUACUCUCAUUUCCAAAGUGUUCCAACUUUGCCAUGAUAGAAUUUUCUGAAGUCAACGCUUCCUAAGCCCCACUGUUAAAUUAUAGUAAUAUCUGGGGGAUCUUGUGUGUUUUACUUCACCAAAACAUUGUAAAAAAUAAAAAUAAGGUGUAUUUAGAUAAGCUUUUUCUUUUAAGAAUUUUUGUUUUUAUAGAAAGAUGAGGGGAAAGGGGGCUUUCUAGGUAUGAGAUGUAUUGGAUGAGGAAUGGAGGAAGAGACAUUGUGACUCAAAAGUGAAUCAAGCCCACAGAAAUAAUGUUUUCAUCAUGUCAGGAUUGCUUUCCACCAACACCAAUCCCAACCUCCAUGGUUUUGAAGAGAAACUCACAAAUUAGUUUUUGAGAUAACAUGUAUAGAGAUGUUAGUUCUUUACUUUUUAAAAUUGUCCUUUUAAUCUUUGAUAUAACAUUCUAUUGAACAAUUGGAUUUUUAAUGUCAAUUAACCGUAACAUGUACAUGUGUGAUGCUAUUUU
Molecule: messenger RNA, 1996 nt
Organism: Abrus precatorius (Indian licorice)
Lineage: Eukaryota; Viridiplantae; Streptophyta; Magnoliopsida; Fabales; Fabaceae
Product: F-box/FBD/LRR-repeat protein At3g14710-like
Exons: 4
Coding region: 156-1550 (464 amino acids)
Molecular function (GO): protein binding
Source: RefSeq, a predicted model, not a curated record